Molecule: messenger RNA, 3349 nt
Organism: Vitrella brassicaformis
Lineage: Eukaryota; Vitrellaceae
Source: the annotation of a GenBank genome assembly
GUCAAGUGUGCCACGUAUGAAGAAUUGAGAUUUCACACUGUCCACACGCACCACACAGACAUCGAUGAACAGACAGGUGAACUCGUGUGUGCCCCAACAGCAUCAGCUACCUGACGGCCACGAUAGACAGACAGACACCCAAAGAUCUACACGUCCAUGUGAGCAUGCAGUCCCCCUCCCUCCUUCCUUACGUCCGGCGGCGGGAAACCUCGACCAGCGACCAGAGGGGGUCGGUCAUCCAUUCGCUGGUAGCCAGGGUCGUGUCCCUUAUCUUGUUGACGGCGGCCAGGAACUCUACCCCGUCUCGCAUGCAGACCAUGAUGACCACCUCGUUUGUCGACCGCACAAACUGCUGCAGCAUCGUGUCCAUCUGCUCCCACGCAAUGGCCUCGGCGAGCUCUGAGUAAUAUACACAUAGAGGGAGACAGAGACAGAGACAUUGUAAUUCGUCAAUUGAUGGGCUAGUUGCGUCUGUCUCGUUUGCUUACGCUCGCGAAGGAUGAUGCGAAGGGAUUCGGUCUUGGGCAGCUGGCCCCCAGCGCUCGCCCGCGCCCACUCAUCCAGCCCGCCCACAUUCCCACCCGCCACGCCCACUAUCUGCACCACCCUGAGCACUGUCCCGCCGCCGCGCAUGGCACUCAUCAUCUGCAGGGCAUCCGACCCCUGCACGCCAUCCGCCCACACAGUAGACCGCGCCGCCAUGCGGAUCUUGCCCGCCGUCAGCAGCCGGAUGGCCGCCGCACAGCCGAACGAACCGCCUACGCUCAGCCAGCUGAGUGCAUUCGGGAAUGCCGAUGGGGCGAUGUGGUCGAUGACCGACCACACGGGGGAAUUUGUUGCGGGAGCUGGACUGAAUGGGAUGCCGAGGGGAAGGUGUUGCUCGAUGGACAACUUUUCUGUCGCCUUGCUGAAGACGAUGCUCUCUGCUAGUGCCUGCUGGUCGGGUGUGAGGGGAGUCGGGUGCUCGAUGUAGGUCACGUCCGGCGCCCACAUGACAAUGGUGGCGUGCGAGGCGAGCUGCCGCAGCAUGGCCUUCAUCAGGGGGGAGGGGGCGGGGAUGCGAUGCAGCAGCGACAUGUCGAAGCAGAGGCUGCCCCGGGCCGCAAAGCUGACCGACAGCUCGGCCGCCGUGGGAAGGCCGAAUGGGGGAAUUGCGGCAGGGAGGAAUCCUUCGAUGGCCCGGAGGGUGGGCAGGGUAACCUUGGUGCCCGAUCGGCAAAUGAAGCCAAGAUGCUGCAGCUUCGAGCAGCCCCGCGACUUGAGCGCGUCCUACAAAGACAGCGGUAAGACACAGGCAGCGACAUGACGGAUAUCUCUCUUGUGCUCUUUGCGCCUCACCCGAAGUCUGUCGAUGCUUUGUGCGUCAGCAUCCCACCCGCCCCGCACCAAACCGAGGCCACGGAUGUGCCGCAGACGCGCGAGCUUGGAUGACCCCUCGCCUGGGAAUCCCUCGAUCACACCAGCUACAUCGCCAACACCAGUGCCGCCAACAUCUAAGGACUCCAGCCGAUCGGACGUGCCGCAGAACGCCCCAAACGACCCCUCAGCCCCCCUGAAGUGCUCGAGAGCCGGCAUGCGCCACCGUCGAGUGUCGAACAGGUGACGGUGGUCCUGGGCGGCACCCUUGAUGGACUUUAGGGACGGGAGGGUGAAGGAGGGGAGGAGGAGGAUGGGCGAAGGAGGUGUGUGGGGGGCCGUUCGGGGAAGGCUGGCGCGCUGGACCUCGCUGUCGACAAAAGUGAGUUCCUCGAUCCCUCCACCCUGCCAUCCGGUCUUCCUCCUCUCCUCCACGCCGCGCGAGUGCCCCUCGAUGAAUGACGACCAGUCGCCCAUCCACCAGUGAGGGGAGUGGUGGGGGUGCCGCACCACCACGGUCUUGAGGUUGAUGGCACACUUGCCGAUCUCGAAUGCGGCGGCGGGGGGCACCGACUCCCACUCGUCGUGGCAUCUGAAGUCGAAGACUAUGCGGUCGCAGUGGGGGGCGGCGGCCUUGGCGAGCUGCCAGAAGGAGUGCAUAUGGUCAGCAUGUGGCCGCUGGCGUCCACGUUGCCGUACACACGAUCUGCCGCCUGCACAGAUACCACACACAUGCAGGGAAGGGACAGGUGAAGAAGUGGGAUUCGCUGCAUGGUGUUUUGCGUGCAGUGGUGUGUGCGCACCGGUGGCUCGGGGAAUGGCUGUUUGCCGCUGAGUUUGACGAGCCGGUACGACGAUGCUCGGCCAUCCUGGCACACCAUACAACACAGAUAAACACGGGUGUGAGAGGUCUUGUUGGCCUCUCCCACGCCCACAGGCCGCAUACCUGUGCUGAUGCUGAUGCAGGGAUCUGGGUCAUGGGCAGGAGGGUGUUGGCCGCACUCAACAGCGACGCCUCUGCAGCCUUCACCUUCUCGGCCGCCUGACGAAGACGCUCCGCUGCAGAACCGCCGUCAUCCUCCUGGACACAGAAAGGUUAAGGAGAGGAGAGGAUGUAUGUGUGCAGCUGUGUGUGACCUGUGCUGCUUUGACUGUAUGCACCUGGCCAGCGUGUUCAUUGUUGUGCCUUUGAAUGGGCGUUUCGCACUCCGACUUGAGAGCUCGAGAGUGCUCAGCCUGCAGAACUCGCCCAGCCCAACUAAUCUGCAGUGACAGGAGAAAGAGAGAAGAUGCGAUCUCUGUGGUGGUGAGGUCUGGUGCGGCCAGCUCACCUGUUCAAUGUGUGUCCUGAGAGACUCUACCACCUCCUCCACACUGCCAUCCACCGCCACCUCGUCACCCACAUCAGCCCCGUGCCCGACAGACUCCCCCCUGCCGCCACUUCCCUUCGGCCGCAACAACGCACCCGCUGCCGUCACACUCGACCCGAACACGCCGAGACUCUGCGGCGGCAAGGGGGGACGGUUGGCGAAGCCGAGCUGCCGAUUCGAGGUCAUGGGAUUGUAGAUCGGGUGUGGAUGGAUUUGUACUGCGGAGGGAGGGAGGAGGGGAGCCGGAGGGAUGUGCGAUGGAACGCCGGGGUGCAGGUGGUGGUGCAGGUGAUGCGGGUGAGGGCGGCCAUACACGGGUGAUGUGGCGGGCGGUGUGGGGACGAAGAAUGCUGGGAACGCUGAAAUGAAUGAAAUACAAGAAGCAUCCGUCCGACGUGUUCAAUCGAUGUGUGUGUUGAUGUUCCUGGCUCGCCUGUCGGGGCAUUGUGCCUUCCGGCUGUCGUCCCACGGGACGACGGGCCAACAGAUGCAUCGUCGUGCGACCGUCCUGGAUCCAUUUGGCCAAUCAGCUUCCAGAGAUCUCGAUGCCGCUACCAAACCACCUGGUUACACGCGGCGCGAGGCCCUUUUUGUGGCAGUUUUGCGUGAGAAAAAACCAUCGC